AUGGAUGAAUCUGAGGAGUACAGCAACGGCAAUGGCGGCGGCGGGCACCAGCAGCCGCACCACCACCACCACCACGGGUACGAGUGGAAGUUCCCGGCGGCGCUGAGCGCGAACACGACGAGCGUGCACGUGACGGCGCUGGACGGCGUGGUGAACGUGAACUCGCUCUUCACGGUGGCCGUGUUCGUGGGCCUGUCCCUCGCGACCCCAGGCCAGCUCCGGAGCCUCGCGAACGACCCGCGGUGCGACGCGGGCCCCGGCGUGGCGCGGUCGCUGCUGGUGCUGGAGGUGGUGGCCUUCUCGUCGUUCCUCUUCUCCAGCCUGGUGGCGCAGGGCCUGAAGCUGGCGCUCAACCUCAUCAACUCCAAGGACCCGCACGACGCUCUGCGCGCGCACAUCGACGCCCGCGUGCUCCGCCUCAGGAUGCUGGCCUCCGCCGUGGGCUCCGUCGUCGGGUGCGUGUUCUUGAUGACGUCCAUGGUGAUGGUCGUGCAUAUCCGGCUCGGUACGCUGGGGUGCCCCACUGACCGCGCCGCCGCCAAGGCCGCCGCGGGGCUCGUCGGGCUCGUCACCACCGCGCUCGCCGUCUAUGUCGGCACCGUCUUCUACACCUUCACCCACUGA
Messenger RNA from Miscanthus lutarioriparius, 624 nucleotides. The record is from the annotation of a GenBank genome assembly. Lineage: Eukaryota; Viridiplantae; Streptophyta; Magnoliopsida; Poales; Poaceae.